AUGAAAUUCGUUUUUGUAUUUGUAGUUUUCCAGAAGCUUCGAAAAAACAACGAAUUCCAAUGGCCUUCACUGGCUCCUUUAGUAAAAGAAACCCACGGAGCUGACGACACUGGAAUAUUCGCGCAAGGACCAUGGGCGCACUUGUUUACUGGAGUAAUGGAAGAAAACGCCAUAGCUCAUCUUAUGGCAUUGGCAUCGUGUACUAGUAAAGAAUUUCAAUGUGAUAUUUAUAAAAAAGAGUCAUAAAAAU
Molecule: messenger RNA, 250 nt
Organism: Diabrotica balteata
Lineage: Eukaryota; Metazoa; Arthropoda; Insecta; Coleoptera; Chrysomelidae
Source: the annotation of a GenBank genome assembly